Stegodyphus dumicola is the source of this 510-nucleotide messenger RNA. RefSeq lists its product as uncharacterized. Lineage: Eukaryota; Metazoa; Arthropoda; Arachnida; Araneae; Eresidae. The record is from RefSeq and is a predicted model, not a curated record.
AUGGUUAAGAGAUUGAACAGAACAAUUUUAUCAACGAUAGUAACAUCAGUGAAAAGUAAAGAUCAAAAGGAUUGGGACAAAAGAAUUAAAGAAGUUGAGAGAAAUUUGAAUAACACAAUCAAUAAAACUAUUGGGAAAACACCAUUUGAAAUACUUCAUGGGUAUAUGCUACGAUUUCAAGAUGGAGUUUUGAGGUUACUUGCUGAUGAAGAAGCAGAAAUUUGGAAGGAACUUGGAAAACUACGGAAAGAAGCUAGAGAAAAAAUUGUUCGAGAGCAAGAAAAAAUGAAAACUUAUUAUAACAAGAAGAAAUUGGGAUCUCUGUCAUUUGAACAAGGAGAAAUAGUAGUAGUCAAAAGGAAUUCAAAAUCUACAGAAGAACCAACCAAAACUCAACCUAAGUUUCGUGGUCCAAUGGUUGUGACAGAAGUACUUCUGGAUAACACUUAUAGAAUAUCACAACUAGAAGAAGCCUAUAUAGUCACUUUUAUACAUCAACUGCUCAUGUAA